Naegleria fowleri is the source of this 807-nucleotide messenger RNA. RefSeq lists its product as uncharacterized. The record is from RefSeq and is a predicted model, not a curated record. NCBI's taxonomy places the organism in Eukaryota, Heterolobosea, Eutetramitea, Acrasida, Naegleriidae. Gene Ontology annotation, molecular function: nicotinate-nucleotide adenylyltransferase activity; nicotinamide-nucleotide adenylyltransferase activity. The transcript has a single exon. Gene Ontology annotation, biological process: NAD+ biosynthetic process. The coding region runs from base 1 to 807 and encodes 268 amino acids.
AUGUCGAAACAACACUCGGACUCUUCCAUGAACAUAUUUCCUGCUCGCACGCACCAAAGUACACCCAUUGAAAAGAUUACGAACCUUCUCAGCAAGUACAGAACAAGCGUUCCGAGUCAUAUUCAACGAUGUGUCUUGUUGAGUACGGGAUCCUAUAAUCCAUGCCAUCGGAUGCAUAUUGAAACCUUUCAUAUCAUCAAGAAGGCUCUCGAGAGUUCCCAUAACAUGUUGGUAGUGGGAGCUUUUAUAUCGCCAUCGCAUGGACAAUAUGUUUCAUCAAAAUUGGGAGAGGAUUAUAUUGAAACAGAGGCUCGUUUGGAAAUUUGUAAAUUAUCGAUUGAAGCAGAAACGAGAAAGUUGAAAGAAAUACACGGAGAGGAUUCGGUGGAUGACUUUUUAUGUGUGGAUCGAUGGGAAUCUGCUGUGUGUCGUGAAUUUAUUGAUUUUCCUGAUAUUACAUACACGUUGAGGGAAUAUUUGGAACAACAAUUUCCAAACGAGAAUAUUCAAGUUAUUUACAUUUGUGGGAGUGAUCAUCUUGAAAAGUGUCCAUACGUGCUGUCAUUUCCAACACUUUUGAAAUGUGGAGCUGCAAUUUUGAAUCGACCCUCGCAUUCCAAAUCGGCCGCUUCCAAACAAUCAUCCUACAAGAAAACAGAACACAUUUAUUGGAUUGAUACCACCAUGGAGGAUGAAUGCAGCUCAACCUUGGUAAGAAAGAAGGCAAAAGCAGGCGAGACCAUUUCACAAUGGGUUUAUCCUGAAGUUGAAUCUUACAUGAGAACUCACCAUAUUUAUUUUCCUUAG